UGGCCGGAUUUUAUAGGCACAGGCAUGUGCUUGUCGAUGGUGAUCGCCUGACGGUUGUUCGUGAAUAAGGACAAUUUUUGUGUCACGAUCAGGCAAGAUGACGAGAAUUACCGAGACAUUGAUUCGCAAGCGAGCAGAACACAAUGAACUGGAGAUAUCAACCCUAGAGGAGGUCUCGCUUCAUCAGCAGGAUAUAGAAAAAAUUGAGCACAUUGACAGAUGGUGUAGAGACUUAAAGAUUUUGUACCUGCAGAGCAAUUUAAUUCCAACAAUAGAAAACGUGAGCAAGUUAAAAAAACUGGAAUACCUUAAUCUUGCUUUAAACAAUGUUGAAAAAAUUGAAAAUUUAGAAGGAUGUGAAUCUCUCAAGAAGUUGGAUCUAACAGUAAACUUUGUUGGUGAGCUGACAAGUAUUGAGAGUCUUAAGGAAAACUACAAUCUCAGGGAACUGUUCCUCACCGGCAACCCCUGCAAUGAGUUUGAAGGCUACAGAGAUUUUGUGAUUGCCACAUUGCCACAACUGAAGUGGCUGGAUGGGACAGAGAUUGAUAAGUCAGAGAGAAUAAAAGCUGUACAGGAGUUGAAUGCCAUCAGACCCAAGAUCUUGGACCAAGAAAAACAGCAUAGGAAGAAAAGGAAGGUUGGAAGCCCACUUCCUUCAGCAUCAAGUGGCAGGGCAGUGGUGCGUCGAAGACAAGUCACUCCACAUAAACAUUCUGGAGUUCAAGGCAGUAUUACUGGCGAUUCAGCACUGGCGGCUCUACUCAAGAUGUCUCACCUGCUGAUACAGUCCGACAACUUCGGCGGUAGUGUGGUACAUCAAUCACCUAGAAGUCGGCCGGGCUCAGCAGCACUCCUACAGUGGGCGUUUCGUUUCUAUCUUCUGAUAGAUUCUCUCAACAUCGUCGCCAAGAGCCAGGCACAUUCCGGAACAAAGAGCGUGAUUGCCGGCGGCUCUGUCUCGUUCAGUCGCCGUAAGCCCACAGAAGACAAGAAUGAAGGCAACCAUGAAGGAGAAGAUUUUAACCUUGAUGCUGAGAAAGAGUUUUGGGAUGAGAAAGUUCCGUUCACACCCGAGUCACGGCGAGAAGUCCAUGAUCACAUGCAGGAAACCAAGAGGAGGGACGAGGAAAAAAAUAAGAUAGAAGAAAAAACACCUCGAGCUCUGUUCGCUCCUGAUGGUCGCCCCUAUAAUGUCAAUGAACCAGGCGUGGAUUUCACGUUAACAGACGAUGAAGAAGGAAACAUGAUGGUGCUUGAUGUAGCCUGCUUCAAACACAUGGACACCUCCCUCCUGGACUGUGAUGUGCAGACCAACUAUGUCCGAGUCUUGAUGAAAGGAAAGAUCUUACAGUUGUGCCUUAGUGAGGAUGUGAACCCAGACUCUAGCAUUGCCCAGCGGUCACAGAUUACUGGCCACCUCGUAGUCAAAAUGCCAAAGACCAAACAAAUCAUCACAGCCAACAAACCCAAGAGGACAAGUAAUAAGGAAAAUUGUCCUGAUUCACAACUAGAAGACAAAAAACAACAAUCAGGUCCCGUUCUACUAGAGGUGGAUGAGACUGCCAGGAAGUGUGUUGAUAUCGGGAACAUUGUGAAGGACAAGCCAGAGAAAACAGUUCCUCCCCUAGGCUACAGUAACAGGAGGGACAUUCCGGUGCCGCCAAACUCGGAUGACUUUGUUGAUAACCCUGAUGUUCCACCUCUGGUGUAAACAUUUCAGAAGGAAUAAAGGGCUGCAUUUGCUCAAUUCACAUGGCAGAGAUGCUUAUUUUGGCAUUUUAGAAACCCAUGCUCAUUGGUUCAAAUUGUGCAUUUGACCUGAUUAUCUUUCCUGGCACCAUACUCUUGCUGUGGGUUUAAACAUGUCAGGCCUGCAUUAAGCUGUCAGGCCCAGUGUGACUGAAAUACUGAUCAAAGGGUUACAAUCGCGAUCCGGGUAGUGGGGUAGCCUAGUGGUUAAGGUGUCCCCUCAUUGGCACAUAAUGUGAGGCCCAUUUCUGGUGUCCCCGGCCGCGUGAUAUUGCUGGAAUAUUGCUAAAAGCGGUGUAAAACUAAACUCACUAACUCACUGAAGCAAACCCACACACACACUCCUCUGGAGAAAUGAGAAUGCAAUUGUCUUUGGAGAACCACAUAAUGUUCCAUAUUCAAUCCUCAUGCUGUUGAUCACUGGAUUGUCUGGACCAAACUCAAUUAUUUACAGAUCGCCGCCAUGUAGCUAGAAUAUUGCUGAGUGCAGCGUUAAACAACCAACCAACCAACCAACCAACCAGCCGUAUUCAAUCAGGGCUUGAUUUAAGCAUUUAGACCUUGCGCUGGUGCAACCUGAAACUGCAAGAAGCAGCCUUAUCUUUAUGCCAACUUACGCCCUGUGCACGUUAAUAUUCUGUUGUUCAUAGAACAGACUUCAGCUGGGAAACCGUAUGAUGAGGAAGUGGCUUGGAGCAGUGACUCUGAUGGCUACAGGGACCGUGAUUGAAUGACUGUUACUGUUCAUGUCAUUAAACUUUAUGAAGUAAGAUCAGUCAUAUUCAGUAGAAUACUUUUGUUAUUAUGUCCUAAGUCAUCAUUUCCUAAAGUCAAGCAAUACAUAUACAUAUUGUUGGAUAGUAGGUUUUCAGACAGCAGUAUUUACUCGCCCUAUAAUGAUGCAGGUUACCUCACAAAGACAUCGUAAAUAUUUGUGUUUAAGAUAAAGUUGUCUUUAAUAAGUUAGUGA
Molecule: messenger RNA, 2722 nt
Organism: Haliotis rubra (blacklip abalone)
Lineage: Eukaryota; Metazoa; Mollusca; Gastropoda; Lepetellida; Haliotidae
Product: dynein axonemal assembly factor 11-like
Exons: 17
Coding region: 98-1714 (538 amino acids)
Biological process (GO): outer dynein arm assembly
Cellular component (GO): cytoplasm
Molecular function (GO): protein binding
Source: RefSeq, a predicted model, not a curated record